AAUAUAAAAAAAUACUAUAAAAUAAAUUCUUAUCAAUCUCUAAAAAUGACAGAAGCAGCGAAAGAAGAAAAUAAUGACAUCAAAAUUGUUAUUCCACGAGGAAAACCAAAAUCAGGACGAGUUUGGAAAGAACCAAGAAAAAGGUUUUCCUCUAUUGUCAAAACAAAAGGCAUUCGUCAAUCAUUUGAAAAGAAACAGAAAUUAAGAGAAGAUUUGAAACACAUAAAAGAAUUAUCAAGAGAAAAGGUAGCGAAAAUGAAGGAAGCAAAAGAAUUAAAGAAACAAAGGAGAGUAGAAAAUUUGAAACGAGCCGAAGAAAACAGAAAGAAGAGUGAAGUGGUCCAAGUUAUAACAAAUACAGCGAAAAUAAAGAGAAUGAAGAAGAAGCAAUUGAGAAUGAUCGAAAAGAGGGAUACUCUCAAAAUGAAAUAAAAUAUUAAUAGAAUAUUUUUUUGUAAAUAGAGUAAGUAUUUUUUUGUAAGAAGAAGAUUUGUAAUAAAAUAACGAGAGCUGUCUGUUAA
Messenger RNA from Leptopilina boulardi, 521 nucleotides. RefSeq names its product coiled-coil domain-containing protein 86. Bases 46 to 432 code for a protein of 128 amino acids. Gene Ontology annotation, cellular component: nucleolus. The record is from RefSeq and is a predicted model, not a curated record. The transcript is spliced from 3 exons. Lineage: Eukaryota; Metazoa; Arthropoda; Insecta; Hymenoptera; Figitidae.